Messenger RNA from Penicillium pulvis, 1761 nucleotides. RefSeq lists its product as uncharacterized. Gene Ontology annotation, cellular component: membrane. Gene Ontology annotation, biological process: amino acid transmembrane transport. The coding region runs from base 1 to 1761 and encodes 586 amino acids. The record is from RefSeq and is a predicted model, not a curated record. The transcript has 6 exons. Gene Ontology annotation, molecular function: amino acid transmembrane transporter activity. Lineage: Eukaryota; Fungi; Ascomycota; Eurotiomycetes; Eurotiales; Aspergillaceae.
AUGGCAUUUAAAGAAGAUAAGCCGUCCAGCCAUAGUCAUGGUGUGUUGGACACAUUAGGUUUGAAGGUGACCGAGGGUCACCAGGAUGUCCAGGAAGGAUUGAUGGCCGAUAACGUCGACAAUCUCCAACGUCACCUGGGUAAUCGCCAAAUUCAACUAAUUGCUAUCGGAGGUUCGAUCGGAACGGCCCUGUUCGUGAGUAUCGGAACGGGCUUGUACCAUGGUGGUCCCGGUAGUUUAUUCAUUGCCUUCAGCGUGCAGUGUAUCUUCUUGGCCAUGGUAAACAACUGCCUAGCCGAAAUGACCACUACCUUCCCCGUUAGUGGUGGUUUCAUUCGCUUGGCAGGAAAAUGGGUCGAUGAUGCGCUCGGUUUUAUGGUUGGCUGGAAUUUCUUCUUUUAUGAGGCUCUUUUGAUUCCAUUCGAAAUUUCGGCUUUUACUCUGGUCGUGUCUUUUUGGUCUGACAAGGUCACAGAGCCUGGCCCUGUAGCCGGUAUCUGUGCAGCGAUCAUCAUCUGUUAUGGUGCCCUCAAUGUCUUGGCUGUCAAAGCUUACGGUGAAGCUGAAUUUUGGCUUUCGGGGGGCAAGGUGAUCUUGAUCUUUGCACUAUUCUUCUUCACCUUCAUCACAAUGGUUGGUGGAAACCCAGCCCAUGAUGCGUACGGCUUCCGGUACUGGAACAAUCCUGGCUCUUUCAUGGAGUAUCUGGAUGUUGGUACGCUGGGUCGUUUUGAAGGGUUCUUAGGAUCUCUCUGGUCCGCCUCUUUUGCCGUGGUUGGUCCCGAGUAUAUCUCGAUGGUGGCAGCCGAAGCCAAGCGCCCCCGGCUUUAUAUCAAAGCAGCUUUUAAGACAGUCUACCUUCGCUUUGGUCUCUUCUUCAUGGGUGGUGCCCUUGCCGUUGGUAUCGUCUGUUCUUGCAGAGAUCCGGCAUUGACGGCCGUCGUUGCCGGUACGACAUCUGGUUCAACUGCUGCGGCGUCGCCAUAUGUUAUUGGCAUGCGAAACCUCGGGAUUACAAUUUUUCCUUCAAUUAUCAACGCUCUCCUUUUGACCUCUAUAUUUUCCGCGGGCAAUACGUACACUUACUGCGCUAUCCGUACCCUCUACAGUUUGGCGCUCGAGGGCCGAGCUCCUAGGUUUCUUACAUACACCACACGCAAGGGUGUUCCGAUCUACUGCUUCGUCAUUGUGAUGAUCUUCCCAUUGCUGUCUUUCUUGCAAUGUUCCAGCAGCUCUGCCACUGUGAUUACCUGGUUUGCUGAACUUGUCACUGCUGGAGGACUUAUCAACUACAUCACUAUCUGUAUUACCUUCAUCUGCUAUCACCGCGCCUGUAAAGUACAGGGCGUGGACCGCAGAAGUUUUGCAUACUUCGGACGCUUCCAGCCAUACUCCGCCUACUUGGCACUGGUCUGGAUGGUACUCGUCACCAUCUUCUACGGCUAUCCCGCGUUUAAGCCUUGGUCGGUGUCCAACUUCUGGGCCAAUUACACCAUGCAAAUCGUGAUUCCCUGUCUCUUCGUCCUAUGGAAAAUUUUCAAACGGACCAAGUUCGUCAGAUCUCGCGAGGUUGAUCUGGUGUGGGAACGACCUUUGAUCGAUGCGUAUGAAGCCAGUUUCAUGGACUCCCCGAUAGGCUUUUGGAGGGAAGUGGGUCAGGUAUUCGGACUUGGACGGGUCAAGGGUGGUAAUGACAAACGCCGACACUCCGUCGCUCUUCCUAGUGGAAACGAGGGUAUCGAGGAGGGGGCACUGGCUUGA